Molecule: messenger RNA, 12506 nt
Organism: Phytophthora sojae
Lineage: Eukaryota; Oomycota; Peronosporomycetes; Peronosporales; Peronosporaceae
Product: histidine kinase A two component receptor
Exons: 1
Coding region: 1-12438 (4145 amino acids)
Biological process (GO): regulation of DNA-templated transcription; phosphorelay signal transduction system; detection of visible light
Molecular function (GO): phosphorelay sensor kinase activity; histidine phosphotransfer kinase activity
Source: RefSeq, a predicted model, not a curated record
AUGGCCAAGCACAGGAAGGCGCGGCCCCAUGGCGAGGACGCCGGCCCGCCGCCGCCACUGGCGGUCGAGAACAGCAACAACAAUUUAGAGGAAGCGGUAGAGGCCGACGCCAAGCAGCAGCAGCAGCUGAAGGAGACGAAGCCGGCCGCGCAGAGCUUCGGGUCGCAGGUGGAGGCGCUGGCGCAGCUGCUCAUGGACGCCAACGCGCCCGCCGUGGGCGUGGACCUGCGCGGCCGCGUGACGGUCUGGAACCGGCGCAUGGAGGAGAUCACGGGCUUCCACGCCGAGCGCGUGCGGGGCCGCCCCAUCUCCGACUUCGUGUACGGCGCGCAGCGCAAGCGCGAGAUCCAGAGCGUCGUGGACGGCUGUCUGCGCGACAAGCGGCCGGUGCUGGAGCUGCGCGUGCCGCUGCUCACGACCACGGGCCGCAACGCCGAGGUGCUGACCAACAUGACGCCCCUGCUGGCUGAAGACGGCGCGUGCGUGGGCGUCUACGGCGUGGGCCAGGACGUGACGGAGUGGGCCAUCCAGGAGAAGCAGUACGCUACGGUCAUGAUGCAGGCCAACGCGCCCAUCAUUGAGCUGGACAAGGAAGGGAACAUCACGGUCUGGAACUCCAAGACCGCGUCCAUGACGGGAUAUGCUAGUGUGGACAUGGUGGGCGAGCCGCUGCUGCCUGUGGUGGACCGCAACUUCAGGAAGAUCGUGUCGGAGAAGAUCGACCAGGCGCUCUCGGGCAUCGCAGGCGCAGACUUUGAGCUGCCGCUGGUGACAGCCAGAGGAUCCAGAGUGGAGAUCGUGUUGUGCUUGACCCCGAGGUUCGACACGCUCGGGUCUGUAAUGGGCGUCGUGGCUAUUGGACAGGAUGUUACCGAGAGAAAUACGAAGGAGAUGGAGUACAGGAAGCUCAUCGAGACGGCCAACGCGCCCAUCUUCGGCGUGGAUACCCAGGGCCGAGUGGUCAUUUUCAACACGAAAGCAGCACAGAUUAGCGAGUAUGCGCCUGAGGAAGUGAUGGGCGUGGACCUGGUGGAGACGCUGAUCGCCAAGGAUUUCCGGUCCGAGGUGGCUGCAGUCUUCCAGAGCGCGUUUCAGGGAAUCGAGACGGCCAACUUUGAGUUCCCGUUGGUCACCAAGACGGGAAGGAAAGUGGAGAUUUUGCUGAACGCUACGCCGCGGUAUGAUCACACAGGCCAGCUAGUGGGCGUCGUGGGCAUCGGUCAGGAUAUAACGGAUCGUAUCAUCCAGGAGAAGGAGUACAGCCGGCUGAUCGACACCGCUAACGCCCCCAUCUUCGGCGUCGACUGCAACUUUGAAGUGAUUAUCUGGAACAAAAAGGCAGCAGCAAUCACCGACUACACGAAUGAAGACACAAUAGGCCAGAAGAUCUUCAAGUUCAUCUCCGAGGAUUAUCGUGAUGCCGUGGGCAAAGUUCUCUCCAAGGCAAUGGAGGGAGAGGGCACAGCAAACUUUGACUUCCCAUUGAUCACGAAAAAUGGGCGCCGAUUGGAUAUUCUGCUGAAUGCGACGCCAAAGUACGAUCACUUUGGCAAUAUUAGCGGGGCUGUCGGAAUCGGUCAGGAUAUCACAGAUAGACGUGCUCAAGAGCAGGAGUACACUCGCCUCAUCGACACAGCUAAUGCACCAAUCUUUGGUGUCGAUGGAAAUGGCUGUGUGAAUAUCUGGAACCGCAAAGCUGCUGAGACGACACAGUACCCGAAUGAAGAAGUGCUUGGAGUAAAUUUGGUCGAAAACUUCAUCCCGGACGAUUUCCAGGAGGCCGUCUGGACGGUAUUUUCCCAAGCGCUAAAAGGGCAAGAAACUGCAAAUUUUGAGUUCCCGCUGAUUACGAAGGAUGGCCGCCGCCUAGAGAUUCUGUUGAACGCCACACCGCGCUACAACGAAAAAGGCACCGUCAUUGGUGUCGUAGGUAUUGGGCAGGAUAUCACAGUUCGAAUGGCUCAAGAGAAGGAAACCAACCGGCUGAUCCACUCGGCAAAUGCUCCGAUCUUCGGUGUAGACCAGGAUGGCCUGGUGAACAUUUGGAAUAUGAAGGUGGCAGAGAUCACCCAAUUUUCGUCUGAGGAAGUGAUGGGAAGAGAUCUCGUAAACCGAUUUGUCGCUGAAGAUCAUCGUGAAUCAGUAGGUCUGUUGCUGCGGAAGGCCCUCCAAGGAGAGCAAACUGGCAAUUUCGACUUCCCUCUAAUUACCAAGACAGGGCGGAGAGUUGAGAUUCUACUGAAUGCGACCCCGCGGUACGAUGAGCUAGGCCAAAUUUUUGGUGUGAUGGGGAUUGGCCAAGACAUCACGGAACGAAUUGCCCAGGAGCAGGAGUACAUCCGCCUGAUUGAUACUGCCAACGCCCCCAUUUUCGGCGUUGACUCCGAAGGCCGCGUGAACAUUUGGAACAAGAAGGCUGCGGAGAUCAUGCAGUACACGACGGAUGCAGUGAUGGGCGAGAAGCUCGUGGAGAAAUACAUCACGAAGGACUACCAGGAGGCUGUUAGCUAUGUGCUGUCUGAGGCGCUGAAUGGUGUCGAAACAGCCAACUUUGAGUUCCCGCUGAUCACAAAGGCUGGUCGACGCGUUGAGAUUUUGUUGAACGCUACGCCUCGGUAUAACGAGCAUGGUGCAGUAAUUGGCAUGGUUGGUAUCGGACAGGAUAUUACGGAUCGUAUCGCGCAAGAGCAGGAGUACAUGCGUCUGAUUGAUACGGCCAACGCUCCGAUCUUUGGUGUCGACAUCAAUGGUCGUGUCAACAUUUGGAACAGGAAGGCUGCCGACACGAUGCAGUACACCACAGAGGAUGUUCUCGGCAAGGACUUGGUUGCUGAGUUCAUCUCGGAGGAGUACAAGGUGCCCGUGCGUAGUGUGCUGGAGAAGGCGUUCGAAGAUGUAGAGACGGCGAAUUUCGAGUUCCCAUUGAUCACCAAGGCCGGUCGUCGCGUAGAGAUUUUGCUGAAUGCGACUCCCCGGUAUAACGAGCAGGGUCAAGUCAUGGGUAUGGUGGGUAUCGGUCAAGAUAUCACAGUACGGAUGGCACAAGAGAAGGAAAAGAACCGGAUGAUCCACACUGCCAACGCUCCAAUUUUCGGUGUAGACCAGGAUGGCCUGGUGAACAUUUGGAAUCUGAAGGUGGCGGAGAUUACGCAGUUCUCGUCAGAAGAAGUCAUGGGGCAAGACCUCGUGAACCGGUUCGUUGCAGAAGACUACCGGGAAGAAGUGAUGUCAAAUUUGCAGAAAGCGUUAAAUGGAGAACCGACCGGUAACUUCGACUUCCCUCUAAUUACCAAGACAGGGCGGAGAGUUGAGAUUCUACUCAAUGCUACACCACGGUAUGACGAGUUAGGCCAGAUAUUUGGAGCAACGGGAAUCGGCCAAGACAUCACGGAACGAAUUGCCCAGGAGCAGGAGUACAUCCGCCUGAUUGAUACUGCCAACGCCCCCAUUUUCGGCGUUGAUUCCGAAGGCCGCGUGAACAUUUGGAACAAGAAGGCUGCGGAGAUCAUGCAGUACACGACGGAUGCAGUGAUGGGUGAGAAGCUCGUGGAGAAGUACAUCACGAAGGACUACCAGGAGGCUGUUAGCUAUGUGCUGUCUGAGGCGCUGAAUGGUGUCGAAACAGCCAACUUUGAGUUCCCGCUGAUUACGAAGGCGGGCCGACGUGUCGAAAUCUUGCUGAACGCUACGCCUCGGUAUAACGAGCAUGGUGCAGUGAUCGGCAUGGUUGGUAUUGGGCAGGAUAUUACGAAUCGAAUCGCCCAAGAGCAGGAGUACAUGCGUCUGAUCGAUACGGCAAACGCUCCGAUCUUUGGUGUCGAUAUCAAUGGUCGAGUGAAUAUUUGGAACCGAAAAGCGGCGCAUAUUAUGCAGUACACCACUGAAGAUGUCCUCGGCAAGGAUCUGGUCGCUGAGUUCAUCUCCAAGGAAUACAAGGUGCCCGUGCGUAGUGUUCUGGAGAAGGCUUUCGAGGGUGUGGAGACGGCGAAUUUCGAGUUCCCGUUGAUUACGAAGGCUGGUCGUCGUGUAGAAAUCUUGCUAAAUGCAACCCCUCGAUACAAUGAACAGGGUCAAGUCAUGGGCAUGGUGGGCAUCGGCCAAGAUAUCACGGAGCGUAUCGCCCAAGAGCAAGAACACAGUCGAAUGAUCGAUACGGCUAAUGCCCCGAUUUUCGGCGUUGACAUUAACGGGCACGUGAACAUUUGGAACCGCAAGGCAGCGGACAUCAUGCAAUACACCAACGAGGAUGUGCUGGGCAAGGAUCUGGUCGCUGAGUUCAUUUCGAACGAGUACAAGGUGCCUGUGCGAAGCGUGUUGGAGAAGGCAUUCGAAGGCGUUGAGACGGCCAAUUUUGAGUUCCCGCUCAUCACGAAGGCCGGUCGGCGCGUGGAGAUUUUGCUCAAUGCCACGCCGCGCUAUAACGAACAUGGUGAGGUCAUGGGUAUGGUCGGUAUCGGCCAGGAUAUUACAGAACGUAUUGCUCAAGAGCAGGAGUACAGCCGCUUGAUUGAUACGGCGAAUGCUCCGAUUUUCGGCGUUGACAUCAAUGGCCAUGUGAACAUUUGGAACCGUAAGGCCGCCGAUAUCAUGCAGUACACGAACGAGGAUGUGCUCGGCAAGGAUUUGGUGGCGGAGUUCAUCUCGGAAGAGUACAAGGUGCCUGUGCGCAGUGUGCUUGAGAAGGCUUUCGAGGGUGUGGAGACCGCGAACUUUGAAUUCCCGUUGAUCACGAAGGCUGGACGUCGCGUGGAGAUUCUGUUGAACGCCACGCCCCGAUACAAUGAGCACGGUGAAGUAAAGGGUAUGGUUGGUAUUGGUCAGGAUAUUACGGAGCGCAUUGCUCAGGAACAGGAGUACAGCCGUUUGAUCGAUACGGCCAACGCUCCAAUUUUCGGAGUAGACAUCAACGGCCGCGUAAAUAUUUGGAACCGAAAGGCGGCUGGUAUCAUGCAGUACACCAACGAAGACGUGCUUGGUAAGGACCUCGUUGCCGAGUUCAUAUCCAACGAGUAUAAGGUGCCUGUGCGUAGCGUGUUGGAGAAGGCUUUCGAGGGUGUGGAGACCGCGAAUUUCGAAUUCCCGUUGAUCACGAAGGCUGGCAGACGUGUUGAGAUUUUGUUGAACGCUACACCGCGAUACAACGAGCACGGGGAAGUUAAGGGUAUGGUGGGUAUUGGUCAGGAUAUCACGGAGCGUAUCGCGCAGGAACAAGAAUAUAGCCGUUUGAUUGACACAGCUAAUGCUCCAAUCUUCGGCGUUGAUAUCAACGGUCGUGUGAACAUUUGGAACCGCAAAGCAGCAGAUAUCAUGCAGUACACCAACGAAGACGUAUUGGGCAAGGACUUGGUUGCCGAGUUUAUCUCAGAGGAGUACAAGGUGCCUGUGCGUAGUGUUCUGGAGAAGGCUUUCGAAGGCGUUGAGACGGCGAAUUUCGAGUUCCCUCUCAUCACAAGAGCUGGUCGACGUGUCGAAAUUCUAUUGAAUGCCACACCCCGCUACAACGAACGUGGUGAGGUGAUGGGAAUGGUCGGUAUUGGCCAGGAUAUCACCGACCGUAUUGCUCAGGAGCAAGAAUACACGAGACUGAUCGAUUCUGCGAACGCACCGAUCUUUGGCGUGGACACGAACGGCUGUGUGAAUAUCUGGAACAAGAAGGCUGCUGAAAUCACGCAGUACACACCGAAUGACGUGAUGGGCGAGAAUCUGGUGGAGAAGUUCAUCACGGAAGACUACCGUGAGGCCGUUCGUCUCGUUUUCUCGAAGGCGGGCGAGGGCACGGAGACGGCGAACUUCGAGUUCCCACUGAUUACGAAGACUGGCCGCCGCGUGGAGAUUCUGCUGAACGCUACGUCUCGAUUCAAUGAGAUUGGUGAGGUUAUUGGUGUUGUGGGCAUCGGCCAGGACAUCACGGAGCGCAUUGCGCAGGAGCAGGAGUACACGCGUCUUAUCGAUACGGCUAACGCUCCGAUCUUUGGCGUCGAUAUCAAUGGCCGUGUGAAUAUCUGGAACCGAAAGGCUGCUGAGAUCAUGCAGUACACCACAGAGGAUGUUCUCGGCAAGGAUCUGGUCGCUGAGUUUAUCUCCAAGGAAUACAAGGUCCCCGUUCGCAGUGUUCUGGAGAAGGCGUUCAAGGAUGUGGAGACGGCAAACUUCGAGUUCCCGUUGAUUACGAAGGCCGGUCGGCGCGUGGAGAUUUUGCUCAAUGCCACGCCGCGCUAUAACGAACAUGGUGAGGUCAUGGGUAUGGUCGGUAUCGGCCAGGAUAUUACAGAACGUAUUGCUCAAGAGCAGGAGUACACGCGCCUGAUCGAUACGGCGAAUGCUCCGAUUUUCGGUGUUGACAUCAAUGGCCAUGUGAACAUUUGGAACCGCAAGGCAGCGGACAUCAUGCAAUACACCAACGAGGAUGUGCUGGGCAAGGAUCUGGUCGCUGAGUUCAUUUCGAACGAAUACAAGGUGCCUGUGCGAAGCGUGUUGGAGAAGGCAUUCGAAGGCGUUGAGACGGCCAAUUUUGAGUUCCCGCUCAUCACGAAGGCAGGUCGUCGCGUGGAAAUUCUACUGAAUGCCACUCCUCGAUACAACGAGCGUGGCGAGGUCAUGGGCAUGGUGGGUAUCGGCCAGGAUAUUACAGAACGUAUUGCUCAAGAGCAGGAGUACAGCCGCUUGAUUGAUACGGCGAAUGCUCCGAUUUUCGGCGUUGACAUCAAUGGCCAUGUGAACAUUUGGAACCGUAAGGCCGCCGAUAUCAUGCAGUACACGAACGAGGAUGUGCUCGGCAAGGAUUUGGUGGCGGAGUUCAUCUCGGAAGAGUACAAGGUGCCUGUGCGCAGUGUGCUUGAGAAGGCUUUCGAGGGUGUGGAGACCGCGAACUUUGAAUUCCCGUUGAUCACGAAGGCUGGACGUCGCGUGGAGAUUCUGUUGAACGCCACGCCCCGAUACAAUGAGCACGGUGAAGUAAAGGGUAUGGUUGGUAUUGGUCAGGAUAUUACGGAGCGCAUUGCUCAGGAACAGGAGUACAGCCGUUUGAUCGAUACGGCCAACGCUCCAAUUUUCGGAGUAGACAUCAACGGCCGCGUAAAUAUUUGGAACCGAAAGGCGGCUGGUAUCAUGCAGUACACCAACGAAGACGUGCUUGGUAAGGACCUCGUUGCCGAGUUCAUAUCCAACGAGUAUAAGGUGCCUGUGCGUAGCGUGUUGGAGAAGGCUUUCGAGGGUGUGGAGACCGCGAAUUUCGAAUUCCCGUUGAUCACGAAGGCUGGCAGACGUGUUGAGAUUUUGUUGAACGCUACACCGCGAUACAAUGAACGUGGUGAGGUCAUGGGUAUGGUCGGUAUCGGCCAGGAUAUCACGGAGCGCAUCGCUCAGGAACAAGAGUACAGCCGGUUGAUUGACACAGCUAAUGCUCCAAUCUUCGGCGUUGAUAUCAACGGUCGUGUGAACAUUUGGAAUAGGAAGGCUGCCGAUACUAUGCAGUACACCACUGAAGAUGUGUUUGGCAAGGAUUUGGUGGCGGAGUUCAUUUCGAACGAGUACAAGGUGCCUGUGCGUAGUGUGCUGGAGAAGGCGUUCGAAGGCGUAGAGACGGCGAAUUUCGAGUUCCCAUUGAUCACCAAGGCCGGUCGUCGCGUAGAGAUUUUGCUGAAUGCUACACCGCGCUACAAUGAACGUGGUGAGGUCAUGGGCAUGGUGGGUAUCGGCCAGGAUAUCACUGAACGCAUCGCUCAGGAGCAGGAGUACAGCCGUUUGAUUGAUACGGCGAAUGCUCCAAUCUUUGGUGUGGAUGCUAACAUGCGAAUCAAUAUCUUCAAUCGGAAAGCGCAACAGACCACGAACUUUCCGGUAGAAGAGGUUGUGGGUGAGAACGUUGAAACCAUUAUCGCCCCAGAGUUCAAGUCGAUGACAUACGAUAUCAUGUGCAAAGCACUACAAGGAAACGAAACUGCUAGCUUCGAAUUGGCGCUCGAAACAAAAACUGGUCGUAGAGUGAACAUCCUGCUGAACGCAACGGCCCGCUUUGAUCAGCACGGACGGAUCGUUGGUGUCGUUGGUAUCGGCCAGGAUAUCACCGACCGUAUUGCUCAGGAGCAAGAAUACACGAGACUGAUCGACUCUGCGAACGCACCGAUCUUUGGCGUGGACACGAACGGCUGUGUGAAUAUCUGGAACAAGAAGGCUGCUGAAAUCACGCAGUACACACCGAAUGACGUGAUGGGCGAGAAUCUGGUGGAGAAGUUCAUCACGGAAGACUACCGUGAGGCCGUUCGUCUCGUUUUCUCGAAGGCGGGCGAGGGCACGGAGACGGCGAACUUCGAGUUCCCACUGAUUACGAAGACUGGCCGCCGCGUGGAGAUUCUGCUGAACGCUACGUCUCGAUUCAAUGAGAUUGGUGAGGUUAUUGGUGUUGUGGGCAUCGGCCAGGACAUCACGGAGCGCAUUGCGCAGGAGCAGGAGUACACGCGUCUUAUCGAUACGGCUAACGCUCCGAUCUUUGGCGUCGAUAUCAAUGGCCGUGUGAAUAUCUGGAACCGAAAGGCUGCUGAGAUCAUGCAGUACACCACAGAGGAUGUUCUCGGCAAGGAUCUGGUCGCUGAGUUUAUCUCCAAGGAAUACAAGGUCCCCGUUCGCAGUGUUCUGGAGAAGGCGUUCAAGGAUGUGGAGACGGCAAACUUCGAGUUCCCGUUGAUUACGAAGGCCGGUCGGCGCGUGGAGAUUUUGCUCAAUGCCACGCCGCGCUAUAACGAACAUGGUGAGGUCAUGGGUAUGGUCGGUAUCGGCCAGGAUAUUACAGAACGUAUUGCUCAAGAGCAGGAGUACACGCGCCUGAUCGAUACGGCGAAUGCUCCGAUUUUCGGUGUUGACAUCAAUGGCCAUGUGAACAUUUGGAACCGUAAGGCCGCCGAUAUCAUGCAGUACACGAACGAGGAUGUGCUCGGCAAGGAUUUGGUGGCGGAGUUCAUCUCGGAAGAGUACAAGGUGCCUGUGCGCAGUGUGCUUGAGAAGGCUUUCGAGGGUGUGGAGACCGCGAACUUUGAAUUCCCGUUGAUCACGAAGGCUGGACGUCGCGUGGAGAUUCUGUUGAACGCCACGCCCCGAUACAAUGAGCACGGUGAAGUAAAGGGUAUGGUUGGUAUUGGUCAGGAUAUUACGGAGCGCAUUGCUCAGGAACAGGAGUACAGCCGUUUGAUCGACACGGCAAAUGCUCCCAUUUUUGGCGUUGAUGCCAAUAUGUGUGUCAAUAUCUGGAACCGAAAGGCGGCACAGAUUACCAACUACUCGAUUGAGGAAGUUAUGGGCGAGAAUCUGGUGGAAACCUUCAUUUCUCCGGAGUUCCGACCGAUUGUGGCUGAAGUGCUCUCGCUAGCCCUUACGGGAGUUGAGACCGCGAACUUUGAAUUCCCAUUGAUUACCCGUCCUGGCACGAGAAUCGAGAUUUUGCUAAAUGCAACGCCCCGAUACGACUUAAACGGUAACAUCGUCGGUGUUGUCGGCAUUGGUCAAGAUAUUACGGAUCGCAUCGCCCAGGAGCAUGAGUACUUCCGAUUGAUUGAUACUGCGAAUGCCCCGAUUUUUGGUAUCGAUACGAAUGGCCGUAUCAACGAGUGGAACCAGAAAAUCGAGGAGAUCACUGGCUACCACAAGUCGAGCGUACUCGGCCUAUCGCUGGUGCAUACGUUCAUCACGCCAGAGUCUAGGCAGCAAGUGCGGCAGUUGCUGAACCAGGCGUUGAUUGGUAUUGACGUUGGCGAGAUGGAGCUUCCCAUGACGACGAAGCGUGGCGUGUUCCUGCUGCUACUUGUGAAUGCUUCAAGUAAGAAGGAUAUGCAUGGAAACAUUCGUGGUGUGAUUGGUGUUGGACAAGAUUACACUGCGAGGAAGCACAUGGAGGCUGCUAAGGUGAACUUCUUGGCCUCAUUCAGCCACGAGUUGAGAACGCCGUUGAACGGCGUGCUUGGAAUGUUGGAGCUGUUGAAGGAGCAGCCCCUCGACAAGUCAAUCGAGAGAUACGUGCACAUGGCGUAUGUAUCAGGCUCGCUCCUGCUCAAUCUGAUCAAUGACAUUCUGGACUUGUCGAAGAUCGAGGCUGGGCAUCUUGAAAUUUCGGCUGCUCCCUUCCAGAUGCAUGAACUAUUGGACUAUUCGAUUGAGAUUUUCAAGUUCAAGGCCCGGGAGCGUGGACUCAAGCUUGAGCUAAAGAGCGGUGAUAAUGUGCCGAAGGCUGUAAUUGGUGAUGUUGUACGUCUACGUCAAGUUCUGUUGAACCUGCUAUCAAACGCAAUCAAGUUCACCAAUGAAGGCUCUAUUACGGUCGCAUGCAGCGUGGUGAAUUCUCCAGACUUGCCGCCACAAUUCAGAAAGCUCCUGUUCCAAGUUAUCGACACUGGAAUCGGUAUGGAUGCCGAGGAGAAGAUGCGCCUCUUCUCCUUGUUUACGAAAUUGGAGCGAACUCGCCAAAACAACCCUACUGGCUCCGGUCUGGGUCUUGCAAUUUGCAAGCAGCUUGCGGAGCUCAUGGAUGGAUCUAUCGACGUUGACAGUGAGCUGGGAGUUGGUAGCAACUUCUUCUUUACGGUGGUUGUGCGAUUGAUCGAUGAGGUCGACCCCAAACACGCGUACUACACGAACGAGGACUUCUUUGAUCCGCCCUUGCCCAUGUUAUCCGACGGAUCAACCCGCACUGGAGACAACAGCGAGACUGCAUCCGUACGCGUGGAGAUCCCGACCCAGGCGCGCAUUCUGGUCGUCGAGGACAACGAGUUCAACUGGGAAGUUGUCAAGUGCUUCCUUCAGCAAGAUGACCACAUGCUCCAGUGGGAGGUCAACGGUCGUGAUGCUGUCAAGGCUUACAGCGAAAACCACGCCGAGUUCGACCUGAUCUUCAUGGAUUGCGAGAUGCCGAUCAUGGAUGGCUACACAGCGACCGCGACAAUCCGCGAGUUUGAGCGUGAGUUCAAUCUUCCGCGUAUCCCGAUUCUUGGAUUAACCGCGUACGCGAUGAGUGGUGACCGGCAGAAGUGUCUGGACUGCGGCAUGGACGAGUUUAUGGUGAAACCCAUCUCAAAGCUGAGCCUCCGUAAGGCUAUUCGACAGUGGAUGCGUAUUCGCUACCUCGGCCAGCAGAACGCAGCUCUCGCACAGAUACCCGGUUCAGUUGGGCACGUGGCUGCAGCAAGGCAGAAUGGAUCAAAGCCAACCGUGAAGAGCCCGGUGCGGAUUGCGAUGGCGCCGCCUGGUGCUCCAACGCCGAUGCCUUCGUUCGAAAAUGAUCUUGAGGACGUGACACUGAUGGACGCGGCAUCGACUGCUCGCCUUGCACCUGCAUCUCGCCACAUGCAGCAACUGGAUCUAGCGCAGGCCAUCUCGAAUCUGGAGCUGGACGAUCCCAUGUCAAUUGGGCUACAAAGUGGCCGAGCUACUCGAACUGCCACACCGACGACAUCGAUCUUCAGUCUGGGCCCCUCCGUAAACAACAAUGUCGCGCGACAAACGAGCUCAAACGACUUGCCAGAUUUGCUCCGGUUAUCAAGGAACACGAGCGGCGCAUCAACUGCCAGCCCACCCGAGCCAGAGAACACAACGUCCGAGACUUCAGCUACGUUGCCCUACAUCAAAGCCCCGUUCGCUGGAGUGACGAUCCCAGCCUCCUCUGGACAGCGCUCGUCGUUGCCAACAAACCCGACACUCUGGAGCCACCCACCGUUCAACAAGAAGGAUCUGCCGGAAGGACGACUGCAGUCCUGGUCCGGCUUGGUGCCGAAGAAGAAGGUCAGCUUCCAUGAGGAGCUAGGGUCAACUCAUCCUAGCCGCGGAGGGCUCAGCAGCAGUGGUGGCAGCGCAAUGCCUUCGUUGCUUGAGCGUAUGGAAACUGGAAGCUCGGUUGAAGAUGAGCCUCCUGUCGUGGCUACUGCUCAACAUGGAGAGGGCGAGGCCGCCGUUUCUCACUCAAUCGAUCCCAUGAGCAUCGAGAUUCCUGAAGGAGACCCAGUCAAUUACUCGCUGGGCGUGGAACAGUGUGGAGGUCACGAGGAGCUCUUCAUGACUCUCUUGGAGAAGUUUGCGACUACCUCAGAGGCAAUUACGUCGCGGGUGGUCGAAGCUCACGAGCGCAAUGAUUUCGUUACUGCUCGUCGGGAAACUCAUUCGCUCAAGGGGUCGUCUGCUUAUGUCGCCGCUCUUCGCGUGUCAAAGUGUGCGUUCCGCGUCCAGGUUGCGUACGAACACCUGAUGGCUCAGCAGGCGAAUGGUGAGGGCUCUGAUACCCUUGCUGCGAAGCAGAUCGUCGACGACUCGGUCAAGUUGCUGACCAAGGAGCAGCGACUUCUGCGUGGAUACCUCCGCCGCAACUUUGAGUUCAACUCUGAAGCGAGAUCGUCCCAGACAUCGACUGGCCAGCAGCCCGACAACCAAGACAAACCAACCGGCCCAUGCUGCGUUAUGUGAAAACAAGACUUAGCUUUGAUGUGCGUCGAUGAGUAAGUUUAUAAAAUAAAAGAUUGUUUUGCUUCCGU